AUGGGCUUCCUGCAGGCCCUUUUCCAAGCACGGAAGCUGCUGCUGGUAGUCUGCGCUCCACUGCUGCUGCUGCCUCUGCCCAUCCUCCACCCCAGCAGUGAGGCUUCAUGUGCUUAUGUGCUGAUCGUGACUGCUGUGUACUGGGUGUCCGAGGCUGUGCCACUUGGAGCUGCAGCCCUAGUGCCUGCCUUCCUCUACCCAUUCUUCGGAGUUCUACGGUCCAAUGAGGUAGCUGCCGAGUACUUCAAGAAUACCACGCUGCUGCUGGCGGGCGUCAUCUGCGUGGCGGCGGCAGUGGAGAAGUGGAACCUGCACAAGCGCAUCGCCCUGCGGAUGGUCUUGAUGGCGGGGGCCAAGCCCGGCAUGCUGCUGCUGUGCUUCAUGUGCUGCACCACGAUGCUGUCCAUGUGGCUCUCUAACACUUCCACCACUGCCAUGGUAAUGCCCAUUGUGGAGGCCGUGCUGCAGGAGCUGGUCAGCGCUGAAGAUGAGCAACUCAUGGCGGGCGACUCCAGUGCUGAAGAACCUGAGCCUACCAGUCUUGAUGUAAACAACAGCCAACCCUCUCUGGAACUCAUGUUUGUCAAUGAAGACACAUCAACUGCAGACUUCACUUCCCUGAUGCAGAACAAGAAUCUGAAUGGUGUGCCCACUACCACCAAUCCUAUCAAAGCAGCAAACCAACACCAGGGCAAGAAGCAGCACCUAUCCCAGGAAAAGCCACGGGCCCCCAGUCCCCGGAACCAAGAGCUGAACAGAAAGUACAGGUCCCAACAUGACCAAAUGAUCUGCAAGUGCCUCUCUCUGAGCAUAUCCUACGCCGCUACCAUUGGCGGCCUGACCACUAUCAUUGGCACAUCCACCAGCCUCAUUUUCCUGGAACACUUCAACAACCAGUACCCAGCCGCAGAGGUGGUGAACUUUGGCACCUGGUUCCUCUUCAGCUUCCCCAUCUCCCUCAUCAUGCUGGUGGUCAGCUGGUUCUGGAUGCACUGGCUUUUCCUGGGCUGCAACUUUAAAGAGACCUGUUCUCUGAGCAAGAAGAAGAAGACCAAAAGGGAAGAGAUGUCAGAGAAGAGGAUUCGAGCAGAAUAUGAAAAGCUGGGAGACAUUAGCUACCCAGAAAUGGUGACUGGAUUUUUCUUCAUCCUGAUGACUGUGCUGUGGUUUACCCGGGAACCUGGCUUCGUCCCUGGCUGGGAUUCUUUCUUUGAAAAGAAAGGCUACCGCACUGAUGCCACAGUCUCUGUCUUCCUCGGCUUCCUCCUUUUCCUAAUCCCAGCCAAGAAGCCCUGCUUUGGGAAAAAGAGUGAUGGGGUGGACCGGGAGUCCUCCAUGGGGACAGAGCCCAUCAUCACAUGGAAGGACUUUCAGAAAACCAUGCCCUGGGAAAUUGUCAUCCUGGUGGGAGGAGGCUAUGCCCUGGCUUCUGGAAGCAAGAGCUCUGGCCUCUCCACAUGGAUUGGGCACCAGAUGUUGUCUCUGAGCAGCCUCCCACCAUGGGCUGUCACUCUGCUGGCAUGCAUCCUAGUGUCCAUUAUCACAGAAUUUGUCAGCAACCCAGCCACCAUCACCAUCUUCCUGCCCAUCCUGUGCAGCCUGUCUGAAACGCUGCACAUUAACCCACUCUACACCCUGAUCCCAGUCACCAUGUGCAUCUCCUUUGCAGUGAUGCUGCCUGUGGGCAAUCCCCCUAAUGCCAUCGUCUUCAGCUAUGGGCACUGCCAGAUCAAAGAUAUGGUGAAAGCUGGCCUGGGAGUCAAUGUCAUUGGCUUGGUGAUAGUGAUGGUGGCCAUCAACACCUGGGGAGUUAGCCUCUUCCACCUAGACACUUUCCCAGCCUGGGCUAAGGUCAGCAACAUCACUGAUCAGGCCUAACAAGUGGACAAGCAGGCCUGACCAGAGGAGCCGCCCUCGGCAGGAGUUGAGUCACAGGCAAAGAAAACCACCAGGAAAAGCAUACACCCUGGACUCAUACUGAAGGCAUCCCUGCCAGAAGAUUCCACCACCAGCCACCUCUGUGAAGUGCAGGAGUCCUCCAAAUACCAGACAUGUUGCUUGGCAGUUAGCGUCUUCCCCGCCUGCCUGCUUUUCUUAGCAACACAGCUCAAGAAAAUCUAAAAUUGUCCUGUGUUGUCCUUCCAAUUGCCUCUUUCUUAAGACAGGAAAAGAAGGAAGCUUGUUUUAGUUGCCCCUCAGAGGCAAAGUCUCAUAAACUGACUGGACUCACUAGGUUUUAUGUUAUUUGUAAUACCUUCCUGGGGAUUGAAGGAGAUAACCAAACCAUUCUAGUAGGGGAAAACCUUACCCAGAAUUUGAGCCAUUUUGUGUGUUUCUGUUCUGUUGUCUCUAAAAAAGAAGAAAGAGGAAAGAAAGAGAGAGAGAGAGAGAGAGAGAGAAGAAGAGAAGAGAAGAGACGAGAAGAGAAGAUAAAAGAAAAGAGAAAGAAAGUUCUUGGUAAAUCUUCUUUGUGGCUUUCACUACUCUGAUUCCAUCAUAAAAAUCUCUUCAAUGGCACCCCUUAACCCUGACACCACAUUACUGUAAAGAAAUAAUUGUUCCCUUUAGAAAGAGGAUGGCUUUAUUCUCUUUGUUAAAGGAAGUAAAGAAAAGAACUCACCUUGAGAUUAGCAUCUCUCUCUACCUGUCAUGAACCAGAAAUAACUGCCUUGGCUAAGUGUGGAGGGAGGGAAAAUUUUCGUACCUGUUUUAUUAAGAUGAAAACGACAAUGAGGACCAAAGCAGUAUUAUUGGUAUUACACUGGCUUGCUUUUCAAUUUAAUGCGUAGUUUGUUCCUCAGAAGACAAAGCACUAAGUAGUGACCCAAAAGUCCACACAUCAGUCAUUCCACGUGAGCCCCUUGAGGGAAGGGAGAUGUCUGAGCCUCUUCAAUGCCUUACAGUGUAGUAAACUGUGAGUGCUCAAUAAAUGUUCCUGAUGAGAAAGCAAGGCCUCCUUCUUCCUCCUGAGGACCAUGCCACUUUCUCUGCUAUGCGAGUGGCUAUCUCUCAUCCGUCUAGUUUUCUGCCAUUACAUAUUUUUUCUUUUUUGGAAGGGUGGAUGGAUACUGCAGUUUGAACUCAGGGCCUUGCACUUGCAAGGCAGGCGCUCUGCUACUUGACCUGCACCUCCAGCCCCAUAUUUCUGAUGUUUUUUUCUUAGGGGAAGAGGAGUACCCUAUAGUUAUUGUACUGUUUUGAUGGAUUUAAAGUUACUAUUGAUGACAUAUACAGCUUUCCCAUGAUAAUAUCUGUAAAAUCACUCCUUCAGUUUAUUAAGUCUGAGUUGUAAGGUUCCUUCUGUUCUAGUCAGUGCUUGCAAGCUGCGACCAUAGAAUGUGAUUGACCAGGUUUAACCAGGAAUGACUGCUUCUGCUCUGCCAAUUCGUUUAGCCAAUGUUUGGCCAAUUAUAAUAAUUAAUAGUGAAGACUUCAUGAGUCUAAAUGAAAUGCCAGUAUUAGGUAUGCUAGAGCUCUAAAAUGUUCGGGUUAGGGUGUUACUUCUAUUGUCAGAGGUAACAAAUCAUCACAUUUCUGAACCAUUACAGAACUCAUCCUAACCUCUAGGUCAGAUGAUAAGACGAAGGCACAGACUGAAAGUUUCUGGGAACACAAGUAAAAAGAAAACCAGACUUAGAGCUAAGCAGACUUAGAAUUAUUAGCCAGCACUGAGCUGUUUGGGACCCUAAGUCACUCCUAUAAGGGAGGCAGUGCCAACCCCCGACAGCAGGCUCUGCCAAAGCUCCAACAGCUGAUGCAUUCAACCAGUCAAGGUCUCAAAAUAUUUUCCCUUCACCACCCUGUUCCUUUCCACAAGGCAAGGCCUGAAUAGCCAGCAGAGGAAAAAGAACUCAUUCAUCUGCAUAAGGAAUGGAAAUACUACAUGCAAACCCAAGAAUGGAAGUUUAAGAAGGGCCUCAUUUGCUCCAGUAUAGUAUAGUGUUUCUUCAGUAGGAAUAACUCAGAAAAGGCAUUUAAGAUGUGGGGGACAUCAACGGAAAAACAAACACCAGCACAGUAUCCAGGGAGUGCACUGCUUAGUGGAAAUGUGAACAUUACAUGUGUUAAUGUGUGCUCUAUGAGCCAAAAUGUAGACCAGGAAAAUCCCAUCUUACUUUUUCCUGCAGUCAUUUGAAUAGGAAGAAAUCAAAUUGCUCCUUUAAAUCAGAAGCAGAUAUCUGCCUAAUUCCCUAAACACCAAAAAUCUAAAAAGAUGUCACUUAGUACUUCAACUCAUAAAAUACUGCCUCUUUUGGUGAUUUUAAAUAAGGCUAGUUUUUUUUUUUUUUUC
This is a messenger RNA of Castor canadensis (American beaver), 4291 nucleotides long. It is a transcript of the gene Slc13a4, whose product is annotated as solute carrier family 13 member 4. Gene Ontology annotation, molecular function: transmembrane transporter activity. Gene Ontology annotation, cellular component: plasma membrane. The record is from RefSeq and is a predicted model, not a curated record. NCBI's taxonomy places the organism in Eukaryota, Metazoa, Chordata, Mammalia, Rodentia, Castoridae. Gene Ontology annotation, biological process: transmembrane transport.